Molecule: messenger RNA, 2949 nt
Organism: Fusarium sp. VM40
Lineage: Eukaryota; Fungi; Ascomycota; Sordariomycetes; Hypocreales; Nectriaceae
Source: the annotation of a GenBank genome assembly
AUGUCGUCCUCCAAGGGCCUUUUGCGACAUAUCUCCCAGCAGCAACGCCUGUGGAGCAGCUGUAGCCCACUAUCGGUGAUUACACGGCAAACGGCAACUCCAGCUGUAUCUGCGGUUGUUCCCCAGGGAAUCUUCAACGGCAACGUCUUUUCGAGAGGUCUUGCUUCACUUGUAAACGGUCAAACGAAGCCGUUAAACAGUCGCCGAGAUAAUGGACGGCCUAUGCCGAUCGGGAUCCGGAGUCUUGUCCCCAAGAUCUCUGAUCGAGCUUGUUCCGCUCACGCCAGACUCGCCCGCAACGAAACAAUGACUGACCGCGAUGUUCUCCCCGAAAAUGUCAAGCCCAAGCACUACCAGUUGUCCUUGAAGGACCUCGAGUUCACCAACUGGACUUACAAGGGUACUGUCACUAUCGACUCUGAAAUCACCAAGCCUACCAAAGAAAUCAUCGUAAACACUCUCGAACUCAAGCUCUCUCACGUCAAGGUCUCCGUCGACUCCAAGUCGGUUGAAUCUACAAACUUCAGUUAUGACGCCAAGGCUCAGCGCUCUACAAUCACCUUUGAUGAGGAGCUCCCUACCUCUUCCAAGGCUGCCAUCACUAUAGAAUUCGAGGGUAUCAUCAACAAUGACAUGGCUGGUUUCUACCGCAGCAAGUACAAGCCUGCUGCGACUCCUGCUGCUUCGGUCCCUAACGACGGCGAAACGUACUACAUGUUCAGCACCCAAUUCGAGGCUUGCGAUGCUCGUCGAGCAUUCCCUUGCUUUGAUGAGCCCAACCUGAAGGCCACUUUUGACUUCGAAAUCGAGAUUCCUUCCGACCAGGUUGCUCUGAGCAACAUGCCCGUCAAGGAGACUCGACCUUCCAAGGAUGGCUGGAACAUUGUAUCAUUCGAGACCUCUCCCGUCAUGAGCACCUACCUUUUGGCCUGGUGUGUUGGUGACUUUGAGUACAUCGAGGCUUUCACUGACCGCAAGUACAACGGCAAGCAGAUCCCUGUCCGUGUCUACACUACCCGUGGCUUGAAGGAGCAGGGUCAAUGGGCUCUCCAGCACGCCCCUAAGAUCAUUGACUUCUUCUCCGAGAUCUUCGACAUCGACUACCCUCUGCCCAAGUCUGACUUGAUUGCCGUCCACGAGUUCACUCAUGGCGCCAUGGAGAACUGGGGUCUCGUUACCUACCGUACUACCCAGGUUCUUUACGACGAGAAGACCUCAGACCCUCGAUUCAAGAACGCCGUUGCCUAUGUCGUUGCCCACGAGCUGGCUCAUCAGUGGUUUGGCAACCUUGUCACUAUGGACUGGUGGGAUGAGCUCUGGCUCAACGAGGGCUUCGCUACCUGGGUCGGCUGGCACGCUGUUGAUCACCUGCACCCCGACUGGCAGGUCUGGGCUCAGUUUGUCAACGAGGGUAUGGAGGCUGCUUUCCGCCUUGAUGGUAUUCGCGCCAGUCAUCCCAUCCACGUCCCUGUCCGCGAUGCUCUCGACGUCAACCAGAUUUUCGACUCCAUCAGCUACCUCAAGGGUUGCUCCGCCAUUCGCAUGCUUGCCAACCAUCUCGGUGUUGAGACUUUCCUCAAGGGUGUGUCCAACUACCUGAAGGCUCACGCCUACGGAAACGCCAAGACCACUGCCCUGUGGAACGCUCUAGGUGAGGCUUCAGGCAAGAACGUCACUGAGCUCAUGCACCCCUGGAUCUCCAAGAUCGGCCACCCUGUCCUCACUGUCGCCGAGGAGCCUGGUCAAAUCUCCAUCAAGCAGUCCCGCUUCCUGUCGACUGGUGAUGUCAAGCCUGAGGAUGACACCACCACUUGGUGGGUUCCCCUUGGCCUUGAGGGUAAGAAGGACCACGCUGGUGUUGCCUCUCUAUCUCUUACCAGCAAGGAGGAUACUAUCCGUGAUGUUGAUGAGGACUUCUACAAACUUAACAGUGGAGCCACUGGCUUCUACCGUGUCAAUUACCCCCCUGAGCGUCUUGCCAAGCUGAGCACCCAGCUCGACAAACUUAGCACCGAGGACAAGAUCUCUAUCAUCGGUUCUACCGCUGACCUUGCCUUUGCGGGCAACGGUACCACUCCUGCUCUGCUGACCUUCCUCGAGGGUUUCGGGAAGGAAACCCACACUCUUGUUUGGCGCCAGGUUCUCGACUCCAUUGGUGGCGUUAAGUCCGUCUUUGGAGAGGAUGAGUCGAUCAAGAAGGCCUUGGACAACUUUACCCUGAAGCUCAUUGACCAGAAGGUCAAGGAAGUUGGUUGGGAGUUCCAUCCUGAUGAGGACUACCUCACUGGCAUUCUGCGAAAGGAGAUGAUCGGUGUUGCUGUUGCCAGCGGCCAUCCUGCUGUUACUGAAGAGGCCCUGAAGCGUUUCAACGCUUGGGUUGAGGACCCUGAGGCUAACCCCAUCCCUGCUCCUCUCCGUGUUGCUGUCUGGCGCGCCGCUAUCAUCAAGGAGCCGGCCCGCACUGUCGAAAUCCUCAAGAAGGAGUGGUUCAACACCAAAUCUAUCGACGGCAAGCUUCUUUCUCUUAGCGUUCUUGGUACUGCCAAGGAUGCCGAGCUGCUCUCCAAGGACAUCAUUCCCUUCAACUUCAACCAGUCUCCUCCUUCCAACGCCGUUCCUGCCGGAGACAUGCACGUCCUCGGUGGAUCUGUGGCUAACAACGUUGUCGGCCGUCCUGUGCAAUGGCAGUUCAUGAAGGACAACUGGGAUGCCGUCAUUACUAAGCUCGGCAACCCUGUUGUUGUCGACCGAUACAUGAACCUCAGUCUGAGCCGCUUCACUGACGUGGCCGUUGUCGAGGACAUUGAGAAGUUCAUGGCCGACAAGGAUACCAGCAGCUUCAACCGCACUCUUGGCACUGUCAAGGACAAGAUCCGCGGACGUGCUGCUUACCGUGAACGUGACUCCGAGAAGCUCAAGGAGUGGCUCAGCGCUCACGGAUAUGCGUGA